AUGUCAUCGCUUCCCCAAACAAAUGACGAAAACGCAAUACCUCCGAGCGAAGACGUCCGAACCGACAACCAUCCUCCUAAAAAUGAAGAAUCAACACCUCUGGGAAAGCCUCACAAAGCUCUUCUCCGCGGCUUUAUUACUCUGUCCGCCGCCGAAGAUGAGGAGGAUGAUAUGACAGCAAAGCUACAACAUGCAGAAAAGCGCGGAGACUUUUACACCGAAAUGAAGAAGAGGGAGAAAGAUAUCAAAAGCGUUCAUUGUGUGGAUACACGGAAACUUCAAUGUCUGCAUUUCAGUGUCUAUAAACAGCCAGGCCUGUCUCUUCCAUCCAGAAUGGCCUUUCGGGUUCCGUUGCUGUAUAAAGUCGGCGAAGAAUUCUAUCCCGGAAAUUGCGAGGAAAAGUUGCGAUCUGAGGCCGCGACCUAUAUCUGGAUCGGCGAGAACUGUCCGGAUGCCCCAACUCCAACACUGCGAGGGUUCGGGGUUCCGGGCGGACUCAGUUUCUUCCAGUCUAGAUCCGUCCCGUUUUGGCAAAGGAUCAAAUUCUUUGCCUGGCGUCUUCUCUCUCGCCUACGUGGAAGAGCAGGCUUCUGUGAUUUCAUUCCCCAGAUGCGGACAGCUUUCUUGGAUCACGGCUAUACUUUAGUUGAUUGGAUCGAGAACGAGAAUGAGCAGAUGCUUUCCAAUGUAUUCAACCAGCCUCAUACCGAAGCACAAACGCAGAAUCUUUAUCGAAACAUGGCGAGAAUUUUUAUCUCACUUGCUAAAAUUCCACAGCCUCGAAUCGGCUCCUGGACCAUUAAUAACGAAGGCCAAUUGACUUUGUCCAAUCGUCCCUUAUUCUGUCAUCUACAAAGGCUAGAAGAUUGGGAUAUCCCAAGUGGAAUUGCACGGGACACAACUUAUACAAGCGCUGAUAGUCUCCAUCUAGAUUUGCUUAUUGGCCAUGAUAAUCGGCUGCGCUAUCAAAAGAAUGCUGUCUUUAGUGAAGAUGAUGCACGCCACCAGGCUGUAGACCUGGUACUUAUGCGGGCGAGUCUGGCUCAGUUCACUGAUCGAUCUCUCCGCGACGGGCCAUUUGUUAUGUAUAUGACAGAUAUGCAUGCCAGCAACAUCUUUGUAGAUCAAGACUGGAAUAUCAAGCAUAUCAUCGAUUUGGAAUGGGCCUGCUCACUACCCCUUCAGCAUGUGAUGGUACCACAUUGGCUUACAGGUAAGGGGGUCGACCUACUCACUGGUCCAGAGUACGAGCGAUUUGGGAAUUGCUACAAGCAAUUCACUGAUGCCGUGAGGCAAGAAGAGACAAAUGCGCCGCUUUUCUACAAGGGUACUACCUACUCUCUGGCUGCAACCAUGAAUCGCAUUUGGGAGCAACACCAUUACUGGUACCUGAGUGCUUUGCAGUCUCCCAAGGGGUUAUUCAAUCUUUUCAGAGGCCAACUACAGCCCCUGUAUGAAGAACCGCCUAAGGGAUCUCUGUGUCCAGCUGUAUCUGUGUUCUGGGCGCCAGGGAUGAGUUCGUUUGUGAGUUCAAAGCUAGAAGAUUUGACUCAGUAUAUCCAGGAAGUACGAGAUAUUUUUAAUAGUGGCAAGAGCGGGAGGGUGUAUAUGCGAUAG
Talaromyces rugulosus is the source of this 1617-nucleotide messenger RNA. RefSeq lists its product as uncharacterized. The record is from RefSeq and is a predicted model, not a curated record. Bases 1 to 1617 code for a protein of 538 amino acids. The transcript is spliced from 3 exons. NCBI's taxonomy places the organism in Eukaryota, Fungi, Ascomycota, Eurotiomycetes, Eurotiales, Trichocomaceae.